GCAGCGUGGGCCGGGGGUUCAGCUGCCGCUGUCAGUAGUACUAUUGUCCGGCCUCUCGUAUGGCUUUUUAUAGAGCAGGAGGCUGAUGGGGGUUGGCAGAUGGAAAGCAGCCAGUGACACAGGAUGCCCUGCACUGGGACUGUGGCUAAUUAAUCUGCAAAAGGGGGGGCGGCGGGGAGAGCAUUAUUCUUGCAUUACUGUGCAGGUGGCUAGUGCAGCAGCGGCAUCUCAUCCUCCGACUGCUCGAGGUUUAAAUCCCCUUGAUGCAGCACCCAGCAAAUCCCUGGAGAGAAGAUAUCGAGGCAGCUGCAUCUGGAUCUAUCUGCUGACACUGACAGAACCCAGCAAGGACACUGUAGAGAGACGUCUAAUGAGCCCCACUGGGCAGUGCGUUGAAAAAAAAAAAAUUGUGCGUGCGAUUGUUUCGGAUUUCCGGUUCCGGGGCCGGUCGAUUCCACGCCAGACCCUAUGAUGGGGUUUUACCCGCCAGCGCUACCAAAAGGGCGUAACACCUCUAUCUGCACCCGAGAAGUCACUCUGCUCAUUUGCGCGGACCUGUGUCGCCGGCCUGUUUUACACGCGAAGGGAUGCGCCAAUGUGUAACUAAAACAGAGACGAUUGCUGCAGGAUAUUUUAACUUAACUCUAUUUAUUAUUUAUUACUUUGGGGAAAAGAGAAAAAAAAGCUGACAUUUAAUAACAUUUAGCCCCCAUGGGCAGACCGCUCACAAAGAAGUAGAACAUUUGCAAGGAAGACCAUUUUAACAUCUUGAGACAGACCUUGGAAAUCCUCGAAUAAGGUCUGCCGGAGGCCGCAGCAGCUACGAUGGAGCGCCAGCGGGCCGAGAUGCUGAUAAAAAUAGCGCGGGUGCGCCUCGAGUGCGGGAGGACGGGCGAUGCGCUGAAUUACCUCUACCAGGCCCAAAGCCUUUACCCCACACGGGCCGCAGCUGCCCUGAUUCAGGCCAUUCGGGGUGGUUACCUGGAGACUGACAGAGCCUACUUCCAACCAACCCAUGACCACUAUGAAGAGAGCGAGUACUGGGCCAACCACAACCAUUAUGCGGGUUGCGGGAACUGCAGCAGACCAUCUUGGCAAGAAGAAGAAGAAGAAGAAGAUGACGAGGAUGAGAAUGAAGAGGAGGCGGAGCGGGAAGAAGAAGAGGAGAGAGUGACGCAAGGCUUUGACGACAGUGAGGAUUAUUACAGCAUCCUGGGAGUCAGGAGGAAUUCCAGUGAGGAGAUGAUCCGGAAGUCUUAUCGGAAACUGGCGCUGCGCUACCACCCUGACAAGAACAGUUCCCCGGGGGCCACGGAAGCCUUCAAGGUGAUUGGGAAAGCAUUUGCCGUUCUCAGCGACCCAGUUAAGAGGAAGCAUUAUGAUGACUCGCAAGGCCGGACGUCUGUAGCUUCUGACCCGGACCUGACCACCGACGAGCUCUUCGAUCUCUUCUUCAGGGGUCACUUUCCAGCCCGGGCAGCUUAUGCUGGUCAUUCACGAGAGCCAAGGUCAACUAGAAUAGACGAAGACGGAAGGCGGCAGCGGUGGCCAUCCGAUGAGGACGCACAAGAUAGGCCAAGAUGGCAAAGGGAAGGCAUGGGACAAGAUAACAGUCAAGAGAGGAGACGGAGGGAUGAGGUAUAUAAUGAAGAAAGACGGCAAUGGCAAUGGGAGAGAGAGCAGAAACAGGAUGGCGGACUACCAAAGUGGCAGAAAGAAGCAAAACGAGAAGCCGGAAGACCUAAAACUCAACAGGAAAGGAGACAAGACGCUGGGAUGUCAAGUCCAAAGUGGUGGGAUAAGAAGGGUCAAGAGAGCAAAAAGUCAAGAUGGCGUGAGGAAAUGGAGAAGAACAAUAUUAGGCGACCUAGAAGACAGGAGGAAGAGGAAGAAGGCGGGCGCCCUAAAACAGCUUACUCUGCCUUCAUCCAGGUCCUGCCGGUACUCAUCCUGGUGGUGGUAUCUGUGGUGGCUCAGAUGACUGCCACCAGUCCACCAUACAGCCUCCAUCCUCGACCUUCUUUCGGCUUAACUAUAGCCAGGGAAACAAGCAGCCGCGGAGUUCCUUAUUACGUUGGCCACAAUUUUCAGGCCCGAUACCGCGGCCAAGCGCUGGUGGAGCUGGAGAGGGCCGUGGAGAAGGAGUACGCGGAGCAAGUACAAGCUGGAUGCUGGAAGGAGAAACAGCAGAGGUCAGACCUGGCCAACCUGGCCCGGCUUUAUGGAGAUGAAAGACUAAGAGAGAAGGCUGACUCCUUCAAGAUGGAAAAUUGCAGGAAGUUGUCAGACCUCAUAGGCUUGCGUCGGGGAGGCUGAGGGCGCACAGGGAAGCGUGGUGGGGGGUCUGGCUAUUGAUCUUGGUGGGACAUUUUUAUGGAACUGAGAACAAGACCCCGCCAAACGCAACCAGUUCAUGUUAACGCUAAUAGGAAAUUUUGAAGUAUCAGCACCUCUAAACCUAGAGAUUAAUAGUAUUUCUACAAUUUCUUACCCUUAUUGCCUGAGUUUUCCUUUUGUUUACAAAGUAGUUUGAACUUUCUUAGACAUCUUCUGGGGCAGAUUAUUAUACCAUACUUUAGAGGUACUUUUUAAUAUAGAUAUUCCGCAUACUGUGAAUAUAGACUCAAGAUCUUCUGAACAAAAAGAAAAAAAGUGCCAAACUCUAAGAGUUCCCUACACGAAGCCGCAGAACAUUCCCUAACCGGACAGAAGGCGAAACGCAGUUAUGAUAUAGCAGAUUGGCUCUAACGGGCGUCAGACGUUUCUUAUCGGUGGAAAUGUUGUAUGUAUGUGUUUAUGUAUAUGUUUAUUUAUAUUACGCUAUAUAUUGCACCGGAGACUUACGGUAUAUAGCAUUGGGAGUAACAUCGAUUUCAUAUUGUAGUACGACAGGGAAGAUGAUCUUGUCUAAAAAGUACAACGCUAAUCAGGUGGCUGACGACUCAGGGCCUGGCGCUGCGCUGUUUGUAAAUCGGGUGUAACCUACGUUCAUAAAAAAAAAGCUUAUUAACGUCCACUGUGCGCCGCGGGAAAUGCAUGCAGCCUGACACUAACCUCUCUCCACAGCCUGACACUAACCUCUCCCUGCAGUCUGACACUAACCUCUCCCUGCAGCCUGACACUAACCUCUCUCCACAGCCUGACACUAACCUCUCCCUGCAGCCUGACACUAACCUCUCCCCACAGCCUGACACUAACCUCUCUCCGCAGCCUGACACUAACCUCUCCCUGCAGUCUGACACUAACCUCUCCCUGCAGCCUGACACUAACCUCUCUCCACAGCCUGACACUAACCUCUCCCUGCAGCCUGACACUAACCUCUCCCCACAGCCUGACACUAACCUCUCUCCGCAGCCUGACACUAACCUCUCCCUGCAGUCUGACACUAACCUCUCCCUGCAGCCUGACACUAACCUCUCUCCACAGCCUGACACUAACCUCUCCCUGCAGCCUGACACUAACCUCUCCCCACAGCCUGACACUAACCUCUCUCCACAGCCUGACACUAACCUCUCCCUGCAGCCUGACACUAACCUCUCCCCACAGCCUGACACUAACCUCUCUCCGCAGCCUGAUACUAACCUCUCCCUGCAGCCUGACACUAACCUCUCUCCCUGCAGCCUGACACUAACCUCUCCCUGCAGCCUGACACUAACCUCUCCCUGCAGACUGACACUAACCUCCCCGCAACCUGUCACUAACCUCUCCCUGCAGCCUAACACUAACCUCUCCCCACAGCCUGACACUAACCUCUCCCUGCAGCCUAACACUAACCUCUCCCUGCAGCCUGACACUAACCUCUCUCCGCAGCCUGACACUAACCUCUCCCUGCAGCCUAACACUAACCUCUCUCCGCAGCCUGACACUAACCUCUCCCUGCAGCCUGACACUAUCUUCUCCCUGCAGCCUGACACUAACCUCUCUGUGCAACCUGGCACUAACCUCUCCCCAGCCUAACCCUAACCUAUCUCCGCAGCCUGACACUAACCUCUCCCCGCAGCCUGACACUAACCUCUCCCUGCAGCCUGACACUAACCUCUCCCCACAGCCUGACACUAACCUCUCCCUGCAGCCUGACACUAACCUCUCCCUGCAGCCUGACACUAACCCCCCCACCCACAGCCUGACACUAACCCCCCACCCACAGCCUAACCUUAACUUCUCCCUGCAGCCUGACACUAACUCCCCGCAGCCUGACACUAACCUAUCCCCGUAGCCUGACACUAGCCUCUGCCCGCAGCCUGACACUAACCUAUCCCCGUAGCCUGACACUAGCCUCUGCCCGCAGCCUGACACUAACCUAUCCCCGUAGCCUGACACUAGCCUCUGCCCGCAGCCUGACACUAACUUCCCACAGCCUGACACUAACCCCCCCACCCACAGCCUGACACUAACCCCCCACCCACAGCCUAACCUUAACUUCUCCCUGCAGCCUGACACUAACUCCCCGCAGCCUGACACUAACCUCUCCCCGUAGCCUGACACUAGCCUCUGCCCGCAGCCUGACACUAACUUCCCACAGCCUGACACUAACCUGACCACCAUCAUGCGCCAGCGAGCGUGGGAAUUGUUGGGAUAUAUGAAGCUUCUUUAUAAGACACAAAGGAUAAUCACUUAGGGUCAUGCACCACACUUAGGUAGCACAAAUCUAGAGCAGAGAUGGAAGGCAAGAAGUCACAUGAUUUGUCAUUCACGGGAACCAAUCAGACGAUUGCUUUCAGAAAGAAGACAGGCUGAUGAGAGCAAUAAUCUAGUUGUUAGUACGCACAGUGUACAUAGUCAUUGGCUGUCCAUGCAGCAAUAACUGUUCCCUUACUUCUGCAAGUAAUAAAAUGUAUGUGUCACUCCA
Messenger RNA from Pseudophryne corroboree (corroboree frog), 4849 nucleotides. RefSeq names its product dnaJ homolog subfamily C member 18-like. The coding region runs from base 826 to 2316 and encodes 496 amino acids. The record is from RefSeq and is a predicted model, not a curated record. The transcript is spliced from 2 exons. Gene Ontology annotation, biological process: cellular response to misfolded protein. Gene Ontology annotation, molecular function: Hsp70 protein binding. NCBI's taxonomy places the organism in Eukaryota, Metazoa, Chordata, Amphibia, Anura, Myobatrachidae. Gene Ontology annotation, cellular component: endoplasmic reticulum membrane.